This is a messenger RNA of Heterotrigona itama, 4600 nucleotides long. NCBI's taxonomy places the organism in Eukaryota, Metazoa, Arthropoda, Insecta, Hymenoptera, Apidae. The record is from the annotation of a GenBank genome assembly.
CUGCGAUAGCGCAACGUUUUAUCUCCAGUCGCUCAGGAACUUAUCUCAGGUGCAGGUGUGUUGCCAUUAAUUCCUGCGUUUACUUUAAAAAUAUUUCUUCCAGAAAUCCGUGAUUGGACCAGUUUAACUUCUUAUCGUUCGCGGCUUUCAUUCGACAACAAAUCACAUUUUAUCAAGCGAAAUCAUCUCCCGCCUCGUGAAAUCAAGGGGAAAAUAAAAGUGCAUCAUCGAGAAUAUGGGUGGUAUGACACAGAGGCCGUGGACACCAACGAAGAGACGAGGUCCUAUCGCUGCAGAGUACAGUAGCCCUGGUCCUGCUUGUGUAACAUUACCACCAUUGAUCGGAAAAGAUGCUGCACCAGCAUCAUCGUUGCACGGCCGAUCAAAAUCCACGAAACAGGAAGUGACACCAGCUCCUGGCGACUAUAAUCCGGAGAAGGCCGAGAAGAUUAUUCUAGAUAGCUCGCCGAAAUACUCGUUCGGUGUCAAAACGCAAACCGAGAAAAUCAGUUGCACACCUGCACCGAAUGACUAUUGCACCGAAAAGGUGAAUCUUGACAAAACCCCCGAGUAUAGUUUUGGAUUGAAACAUGCACUGGAUAAACCGAGCGAUAUACCUGCACCUGGUACUUAUUGCCCAGAAAAGGUAAGACUGGACAAUGCACCGCAAUUCAGUUUUGGACUCAGGCCUUCUCUCGAAAAACCGAGCGACACACCAGCACCUGGCACGUAUAGCCCUGAAAAACUUAAUCUGGAUAAGGGUCCUCAAUACAGUCUUACGGGAAAAGGUCACACAGAGAAACCUGAUGACACUCCUGCGCCAGGUACGUAUUACCCAGAAAAAGUAAAAUUGAAUGCAACGCCGCAAUUUACUUUUGGAUUGAGGACAUCAAUCGAAAAAAUAAGCGACACACCAGCCCCUGGUACAUAUAGUCCUGAAAAAGUUAAUUUGAAUAAAAGUCCCCGGUAUAGCUUAAGCGGAAAACUUUCUUAUGACAAAGUGGACAAUAAUCCAGCACCAGGAACUUAUGCACCUGAGAAAGUAAAUCUUGAUAGAGCACCACAGUAUAGUUUUGGAAUAAGAACACUUCUUGAUAAACCAAACACUAAUCCAGCACCUGGAGAUUAUUGUCCAGAAAAGAUAAACUUGAACAAAGGUCCAGAAUAUAGUUUAACUGGUAAAGGACCUUCUGAGAAACAAAUUGACACCCCUGCACCUGGAACGUACAAUCCUGAAAAGGUAAAUUUAAGCAAAGGUCCACAAUAUAGUUUGUAUGGAAAGGGAAUUCCUGAAAAACCAAACGAUAAUCCAGCACCAGGAACAUAUAGUCCUGAGAAAGUAAAUUUGAACAAAGGUCCUCAGUUCAGUUUAUCUGGUAAAGGAUUAUCAGAAAAGCCUAAUGACAAUCCAGCACCUGGAACAUACAGCCCUGAGAAAGUCAAUUUAGAUAAAGGGCCCCAAUAUAGCUUAUCAGGAAAAGCUUCAUCAGAAAAAUCCAACGAUUACCCAGGUGAAUUUCGUUCAAUGCAAAUUCCAGGAGCUUCUUAUUUUGGAAAUUCAAUUGGUUUAGAAACAAUCACUAAUGUUUUGAUUGCUUUAGUAGGCCCUGCUGAUUACUAUCCAGAGAAAGUAGUAAAUUUGGAACAUAAACCUUAUUUCAGUUUUGGUAGUAGAAAGACCUUGGAUAAGUCUGGGGAUACACCAGCUCCUGGUACUUAUUCUCCAGAAAAAAUAAACUUAAAUAAAUCGCCAUGUUACUCAUUUGGUUUAAAAACAUCUUACGAGAAGCCUAGCGAUAUACCUGCUCCAGGAAGUUAUCACCCCGAAAAGGUAAAUUUGAAUAAAUCACCCCAAUAUAGUUUUGGAGUUAAGACUGAAGUACAUGAAACUGAUUCUAUACCGGGUCCAGGUGAAUACAGUACAGAGAAAGCCAUGCUUUUGUUGGAAAAAGCAUUGCAAUUUACUUUUGGUCUUAGAACAAGUACAAAUAGACCAGAUGAUAUUCCAGCUCCAAACGUUUAUAAUAUUCCUUCUGCUCUCGGCGGAACAAAGGAAGGAAACAAAAAGACAGCACCGGCUUACUCGAUCUCGGGUAGACAGAAAAUUUCUACAGAUGAUCGCGUUUUAAUUCCUGGUCCCGGGACAUAUGAAACUGUUAAACCAGAUGCAGUCAGAGUGAAAAGUCCUGCUUAUAGCAUAAGUGCCCGCUAUCAGCUGCCCGAUGAUCACUCUCAGAUUCCAGGACCUGGAGCUCAUUGCCCAGAAAAAGUAGUUCUUGACAUUCCUCCAGCACAUUCAUUUGGCAUUAGACACUCUCCAUACAUAUGCAACCUGAAGGACGUCGUUUAUUAACAUAAGAGCCUUACGUGACUCCGCUUUCGUCGUCGUUUUACCUUGUAAGAGUAAAUCACAUGCGAUUGUGAAACACUAAUUUUUAAAUUAAAAAACAAAAUUAAUAAUCUUUUAAUUAAGUUAAGAAAGUCAACGCUUUGCUACAAUGACUGCAAAAUAUUGUUUAAUAUCUAAUUAAAAUAUUGGUGCUACUAAUCGUAUUUAACAUAUUUAUAUAUACAAAUUGUGAUAAUGGCAUAUAUAUGAAUAAUGAUAAUAUUAAUUAGAUGAGAUUUUUCACAUAAAAUUAAUAUCAAAUAAAAUGAUAACAAUUUCUCCUUUUAAUUUCUUUUUUCACGUCUGCUAUAUUUAAUUCUAAAAAUUUAUAAUAAACAAAAUAAAUAUUCUACAAAUUAAAGCUAUUUUUUAAUGCAGUACAAUUUAAUUUUAAAAAACGAUUUAAAAAAUUUAUAAUAACUAAUAUAAAACACGAGUUAGAAAUAACAAUUUAUUUCUUAUAUAUUCUGUUUGACAUUAAAAUAUCUUAUAUUUGAGUUGUAUUUUUUAAUGAAAUGAAAUACAUAUACAUCUUAUUUGUAUUGUGCUAACUAUUAGAAAUAACUAGUCUUCUUGUUAUUAAUUUAAAGACAAUAAUUACAAUUUUCCCUUGUAAUAUUUCAUAUUUUCAUGCAUAUUUCAUGAAUAUUUCACUAUUAUUUGAAUAAAGUAAAUAAAAAUUAAUUUUUGUUUUUAUAUAUAUCAAAAUAUACGUUCAUAAAAAUACUUGUAUACAAAAUAUAUACAUACAUAUCUUACAAUAAAAUUAUAGCUGGAAUGAUAUUCACAGCCAUCACUCAUUAUAUAAGAAAAAUUUAAUAUUUAAGGCAUAUAAAGUACGUUUGUAAAAUUAAUAUAGCUUUAUGGAUAAACCACACUUUUCCCUGAUUAUUUUGUUAAUGAAAUUGAUUCCACUAUCCAUUAUAGUACUAUACUUUACUGACAAUAUUCAUUGUAUUUGCAAUUGCAGUGUACACAUUCUCCCGAUAUCCAUGUUGACAAUAGUUCUAAAUCUUUAUUUAACAUUACUAUAUCAGCAUCUGCUCCAUAAUUUAAGACUCCUUUAGUUUUUUCAAUACCUAGAGUAGUUGCUGGAUGGAGAGUCGCAGCUUCUAAAGCUUCUACUAUAGAACAUCCUGUUACUUCUUUGAAAUGACGGACACACUUCGACAUUUCUGCUGUACUGCCACACAAUGUAUUUGUUCCAGCAAUAUAUGCACGUCCCGAGCGCAUUUCAAUUUUAAGCUGUCCUAAUUGAUAUACACCUUCUUGUAAUCCUAGCGCUGACAGUGCAUCAGAAAAAAAUAUAUGAACCUUUAGGGUGAGUCCUAUGAGCUAUACGCAAUGCUGCUGGGUGGGUAUGAAUUCCAUCUGCAAUUAUGCCAUAAUGGAUAGUUUUUCCAGGAUAAACUUGAUCAGAUGUCAAAAGACCAACUAAUCCUGGAUCUCUAUGGUGAAACAAGAGAAACUGUAAUAUUUCUCUUACACAAUUCUGUAAUCACGGAUUGAGCAUUAGGAAGUUCGGGCGCCAAUGUUACAAGACACACGUUUUCUAGACUUCCAUACAUGUCAGUUAAUGACUUGAAACCCUGAAAUUCUUUUAUAUAGCUCUCUGAAUGAGCUCCUUUUUUACUUGGGCUAAUAAAAGGUCCUUCUAAAUGAACUCCUAAUAUAGUUGCACCGUGUUUUCCACCUUUUGUCUUCUUAAUAUUUGGUAAUAUUUUAUGAUAUGUUUCACUGGGAGACGUGACCAGAGUUGGACAAAAUGAUGUUACACCAAAUUCUAGCAAUCUUUUGGCUACUUUAUUAAUUCCUUCCUGUACAUUGUUAAUAUUAUGUGUAAAAUCUAUUCCAAAACCACCAUUAAUUUGAAGAUCUAUAUAUCCAGGAGAAAUUAGUGCUCCGUUGCAAUUGAUUCUUACAUGUGGUUUGAUUCUUUCAUCGUAGAAAAUUUUUUCUGGAUCAACAAUCUUCCCAUCGCGAACCCACAAAUCUUCGUUUAAGAUCAUUCCAUCGCGUAAAAUGCAACAAUUGUAAAAUUGUUUUAAAAUUUGUUGAUCUUCUCGAGACAUGUCUUAAAAAUUCUUUUGCGUCAAAAUAUACGAGAUUAUCUUCAUUCAGAAAAAAAAGAAAAAAAAGAAGAAAAAAAGAAAUGCUUAUCAAUGUAUUUUAGUUACUGGAUUAUCAGUCACAAGAAAAAUUGUCAUAUUA